AUGAAUUUUAUGCUCAGCAUUGUAAAUGAUACCUACAAUGUAGAUGAAGUAGAUAAAUCAAGUGAAAUAGAUAUUAAGAAAUUCAGAAGCAAGAUGUUAUCAGACAAAUCACAAAAGACAUUAAUCCAUAGAAUCAAUAAGCAAUCUACAGUUAGAAUAGAAAAUGCUGGAUUUGAUAAGAUAGAAGCAUAUGACAAAGUAUUAUAUUUAUCAUUAAUGUGGAAUACAGACAAAUUACGUCUAUAG
This is a messenger RNA of Diversispora eburnea, 246 nucleotides long. NCBI's taxonomy places the organism in Eukaryota, Fungi, Glomeromycota, Glomeromycetes, Diversisporales, Diversisporaceae. The record is from the annotation of a GenBank genome assembly.